This is a messenger RNA of Dreissena polymorpha, 2534 nucleotides long. Its product is annotated as eukaryotic translation initiation factor 1A, X-chromosomal-like. The transcript is spliced from 6 exons. The record is from RefSeq and is a predicted model, not a curated record. Gene Ontology annotation, molecular function: RNA binding; translation initiation factor activity. Lineage: Eukaryota; Metazoa; Mollusca; Bivalvia; Myida; Dreissenidae. The coding region runs from base 153 to 587 and encodes 144 amino acids. Gene Ontology annotation, cellular component: cytoplasm. Gene Ontology annotation, biological process: translational initiation.
AUUACUCGACAUUAGUCUUUCCAUUUCCGGUUGCCUGUCGUUAAAAACUUUCACAAUAUUUUCAACGUGAUUGACGCGUAAUUUGUUCAAGACUUAUUGUGGGAAGAAAACACAUAAGCUGUUAAUUUCAGAUCAGUUUAAAGGUUUGAAUUAUGCCGAAAAAUAAGGGUAAGGGAGGUAAAAACAGGCGUAGGGGUAAGAAUGAAAACGAAAAGGAAAAACGAGAGUUGGUCUUCAAAGAAGAUGGUCAAGAGUACGCCCAGGUCACCAAAAUGCUUGGAAAUGGAAGGUUGGAAGCAAUGUGCUUUGAUGGACAAAAGAGGCUGUGUCACAUACGAGGAAAAUUGAGGAAAAAGGUAUGGAUUAAUUCUGGAGACAUAAUCCUUCUUGGACUGAGAGAUUACCAGGACACAAAAGCCGAUGUGAUAUUGAAAUAUACACCAGAUGAGGCUCGAAAUCUGAAAACAUAUGGUGAACUGCCAGAAUCAGCGAGAAUUAAUGAGAAUGUGGAGGAGGGAGAUAUGGAUGGCGACAUGAUCACAUUCGAUGAUUAUGAUGGAUCAGACGAUGACAUUGAUGACAUAUGAGUCAUGCAGUGUCUUGUGUUUUUGUAGAGACUUUUCAAUUAAUUCAUGCACAAGUUAAUUAUUGGGUUGACAAAUGGAGUACAAAUCUUUAUACUGCAGACAGCAAUAGGAUUUCAUAAUAUGAUAGCUUAUACGUGAAAAAAACAACCUGAAACGGGAUAAUGCUGUGUGAUUCCAUUCAUGAUAGCAAAUGAUUGAAAAAGAAACGUGUUUUAAAUUCAAGAUUGAAGAUUGGUGUCAUUUAUCACAAUAUACAAGAACAUUCAAACUUUGAAAAAAACGUGCAAGUUGUGCUUGAAAAUGAACAUAGGGAAAGCCUUAUGCAUGUUUUAUUAUUUUUUCUCUAUCUUGGUAACAGUGAAUUUAUUGAUUUUUUUUCUUAUAUGAAUUUAAUAAUUUUCAUCAAUAUUGCACCCUAUUGAUUAUCAUAGUUUUUAUAAAUUUCAUGAAAAUUUCCCAUUUUGAGUAAUUACAAUAAUUACACAGAGUUGAAUUUCAUGUAAAUGCAUCUGUAGCUUCACUUAAUGUUGUAGAUUUUCCAAAUUGUUUUUUCCCUAUAUUUAAAUAAUAAGACUUAUUACAAUAUUUAUAUGAAUUUUCUCAAGAGUGUUACUCUUUAUGCAAUUCUACAAUUAACACAAAUUAAAUUAUCAUGGCUUUUGGGAUUGAGUUCAAUUGUAUCAUGUUAAAUAAAUAUUAGAGGGACUUGUUCACUUUUUUGUGAAUUAAGCACUUAAAUGUAUGCACUUAUAAGAGAAAAAUUCGUUUUUUUCAUUUAACUUUACAGAUCAGUUUUGUUUUAUUAUUUUAAAAGAAAUUAUUUAAAAGAAAACAUUCCAAAGAGUGCUAUUAAUUACCGUUACAGAUAGUUUCUUUAUUUUAAAGGAUAAUGGCUCUAAAAAUGCGUAACUAUUGUAUGUUUCAAAAUCUGUGUUUUUUUUUUUAUUUCUCUUCAUACACAAUUCUUUUAUGCAACCAUCUGUGUCAAAAAUAACAAUUUUCAGUUUUUAAUAAUGUGAACAAGUCCCUUUAAAAGUAGAACAUUAUUUAAUUAUUCGGUUCUAUUCUACUAUUAAAUAUGCAAAUGUAUGGUCUCAAAAGUUAACAAUAAAUUUACAAAUAUUUAAAAGGUAAAUUAUGGUGUUUCUUAUUUGCAAAUAAAACAUGUUUUUUUUGGCAAUUCACACACAAUUUUUUUCUUAUUAAUAAUUAAAAAAUUCAUUAAAAAAUAUUCAAAUAAACCAUUUUCAAAACAUGUUUUUUGUUAUUCUACUCCUUUACUAUUACAUUAAUUGAGCACUAUCUGACACUAGACUGUAAAAGCGGUGACUUUUCCCCGUAAAAAUUUAGCAGCUUUCUGACUGUUAAAGGGACCAUCAACCGCGAUUUACGAAAAAAGAAAAGUUCUAAAAUACCGUAUUUUUUACAAUUAUUAGUUUAUAUUGAUUAAAAUAUCACGACUGGUAUAUUACAUUACAAUGUACUUGAACAAAGUUGUGAAGUUUUCAUAAUUUCAGUAUAUUUGGUGAUAAAUUUUACUGGGUACAGGUACCAGGUAACUACCAGUUAACUAUAAAUAACGCAAGUAGAUCAUCAUCAUCACGUGGUAAACCCAGGAAUGCAAAUUGUGCAUGCGUAGUGAAUUGUAUAUAUAAAAUGAUAAAUCUACUUGCGUUAUCUAUAGUGUGUAUAUCGUUAUGUCACCUAUUUUCGCGAUGUACUUUCGAUUCCACAUCUUAAAAUUUUAUUACCAAAUAUACUGAAAAUAUACCACUCGUGAUAUUUUAAUCAAUAUAUACUAAUAACUGUAAAAAAUACGGUAUUUAAGAACUUUUCUUUUUUAAACAAUCGCGGUCGACGGUCCCUUUAAAGCCAUGGUCAAAUCUUGAUAAGGAGCCAGUAAUCAUUUGUUUCAUACUUCCAAAUAAAGAAGUAGUUAAGAUUAAA